Molecule: messenger RNA, 2816 nt
Organism: Podospora pseudocomata
Lineage: Eukaryota; Fungi; Ascomycota; Sordariomycetes; Sordariales; Podosporaceae
Exons: 3
Coding region: 1653-2816 (387 amino acids)
Source: RefSeq, a predicted model, not a curated record
CCAAGGGUGAAUCUUCCAUGAGAACAGCAUACCUAUCUCAUGCUUCGUCCCUGGCGUGAGCUGGUUUGGAAGCGGCCUUUUGAAAGUUAUCUGAAAAUGUCCAGUGCGUCAGUAGCAAACCUGUCCUCUACCCUACCACUCUGCAGUUUCAUUCUCGCAUGGACAUCCCACACGGAUGUCGCACAAGUUUUGAACAUGGGGAAAGACAGUGGAUCGUUACCUUGGGGGGCUGCCCGGAGAGAGACGGUCGAGUUCCGGCGGUUAUCUCGACGUUGAACAGACAUCAGAUCCAAUCUCAAAACUACCACGGACAAUGACAAGGGAUUGAACAUACGGUUUGUGGGAAGUCUCUGUUGCGCCAUCUCAUGGACCCCAUGACGGCCUCGGUCAGGGUAGGGGAGCGGGUGGCUUUUCUCAUCCAUCCCCACUAGAAUGUGUAGCAUGAGAGCUACGGAGAAGGUCUGGUUGGGCAGAGUUGACCGGUUACAGGAAGUUCGCGAGGCGGGAUGGCUGUCGACCUGUCCUUGCCCGCCCUCACCCACCAUGUUCUCUGUCGAGGGACAGGAGGUUCCUCACCGGUCAAAGAAGCAACUUCUAAAGAUGGUAAGCAUCCCGCACGAUACCUCGCCAUCAGCGGAUGUUGUGUUCGGGUGCUUGGCUUGGUUGAGAGUCGUCCUACCCCAGAUCGUGGGGACCUUUUGAGCAGCUCUGUUCUGAGGUGACGCUGUCAGCGAGGACAAAUGACGAGGUGCUGUGGCAUGGAUAGCUGUAGGGUGCCGUAAAAUAUCCGUGUCCUGCUCUGAUGCGAGCAAAAAUGCUUGUGAGAGGUGAGUUCUCAACUUGACAAGGAGAUGAGCGCGAUUUUUCUCACGCCUAUUGUACUACUCUGCAGGCCAAAAACAAGACAAGUCAAAAAUCCAAAAUGUCGAUCAAAUCACCCUCGGUUCCGAAGCGGAAGCGACCUUGCUGAUAAUCAGACGAGGGGGGAAGGCGAGUGAUGGGAUCUUCAGCUCUCUCCCUAGCAUGAUCAUAUUUUUGAGGACAGCGCGGUUUCACUCCCUCCGUCCCGAUGACCAUCCUGAGUGUCUAGACCUGUCGAGUCUCCCGAAACUCACGUCACUGUGACAGAGUUUGUGUGCUCUCCACGGAGCAUAGUCCGCGGCAACUGCCCAGAACGCCUCGCUCCCGGUACACAUGCUCUAGCGCCCCUGAUGUUUCAACACGACCGCUGUGCGCGCUUGUCUUCAAUUCCAUCACCUCCUUCAUAUGCAUUUCCGGCAAGACAAGAAUGGGUUCAUGAUGGAGGUCUUCUAUGCAUAAAUGUCAGGGUCGCUGGCAUCUAAUCCAGGAAGACGGUGUCUGCCAGUCUGGGCCUCCAUCCGAGUCUUCUUGCCUCACCCUACAAAACACCGUGUGCCGAUUGUCUAUUAGGACUCCCAGCAUUGACGGCUCUCUCCUGAGUGACCGCGGUCAGUACCCUUGGCACUUGCAACCAUCUGUGCUAGUCCAUUUCAGUCAAACUACCUGCCACCUGAUAGCCGCUCAGCUGUCGAAGCUAGCCUUGAUACUUUUGAGCAUCGACGAUUACCCGUCGAUAUUUCUGCAGCCAGGGCUCUCGGUUCCAGUCAACAAGGCGUUGUGCUGACUGCAGGAUGACAUCGGUUCAUCAUGGCAACAAUCUGAUAGGGGACAGUAUAGAACACGAUGUCCAUCCUGAUAGGGUUGCUGUGAUGAUUAGGGACAACCUCCCCGAGCUUCAAAGCAUUCUCUUCUCAUUCACCAGCAGAGUUACAGGCCGCUCCUGGAUGCUUACAACAGUUCUUCAGUCACCUGCCUUGACGUCUCGUCGGCCCAGGGUGCAAAUGCUGGGGCUUCCACUUAUGCGGGCCGACAGUUGCGACUACAUCAGCUCCAUCCCCAGGAGGCAUCUCACUUGGUUGAGCGUGACCGGACCGGGAUCGUUUGUCACCCUCAACAUGUUGAAGCAACGGCUCAUGCAGACACGUGGUCUGGAAACACUUCACCUGCGCAAUUUUGCCGAGCGUUCCUUCGAGUUCGUGAGCAAUGAGAGAUUGCCACCCCUUCUGGAGCUGGUUCUUGAGAGCUAUGACUGGCGACACUCUCUGGAAGAGAGCACCAACAACUGGGACUUUUCUCAACUCAAGGUCCUCAUGCUAUUCUCGGUUAAGCAUCUGACGAGCCUGUUCAGAGUCAUCUCGCAAGUCCCGCACCGUUUGGAGACGUUGGUUUUCGACAUGGAAUGGGGCCCUGAAGUCAUACCGAGUCUUCAAACGCUUUGCGAAUGUCCCAGUCUACACACGGUUGUGGUCCGCCUUCCGCCCAAGCUGCCAACCACCGACACAGACCUUCUCCAACAGCUCCAGAUACCCCUCAAGGAGGCCCACGACAACCUCGCGUAUAAGCUGGCCGCGGGCAUCAUCCACCUCCUGCUCCGAACUAGAUUCGGCAAUACCAAGUGGCAAGACAUCUAUGUCCUGUUCGGGGAGUGGAAGAUGUGGGAUAACGCCGGGCUGCAUCCAGGCUACUACUUCAAGUACAUCGGCCCCGUCAGUGAAGGGAUGCACAUUGAAAACCUCAACAAAUUCGACAUGCAGGCGCUGUUGGCAACAGUGGCCAGAAUGACGGGUGCUGGAGCAGAGGGUGCCACAACGCUGGACGACGCAAAAAAGAAGAAGGCAAGACGUCCCCAGCCUGUCGGGCAGGGUGGGGACAGGAUGGGAUUCUAUCACGAGGUGUAUGGUUUGCGCUCCUUGUUGGCGUCGAAGCCGUUGGAUAGGAUUUCUUUGUCUUUUUGA